AUGACAUAUGAUCCAAAUUCUCCGCUUUCUUUCGCUCUCUCUUAUGUCUCAAACUCUCGGUUCCAUCGUUGCUUCACCAUCGAAGCUACCGCGACUCAUGGACACCUCAAAGUUAGCUACGGAGAGUAUGGCAGGGAGCGCACUGAGCUGGAAAAUCCUCCAACGCUCCUUUUAAUGCCGGGCAUGUUCUCAUCCCGGUACCUUGGACUUUGUCUACAUACUGUUGCUGAGAAAUUGGGCGUGCGUGUUAUCGUCGUCGAUCGUCCCGGAAUGGGUAACUCGACCGACGUUCCACUUGAUCAGCGAGUGCCUGUAUGGGUUGAGACCGUCCCACGUCUCCUGGCGCAUCUAGAUAUCCAGCAUGUGGCUUUGGCGUCACACAGUGCUGGAACCAUUUAUUUAUUGAACACAUUGUAUUCUUGUCGGGAGAUUUUGGAUCCCAAGAAGCCAAUGGUCACAUUCCAAGCGCCCUGGGUUGACCCAGCACACUCCGGUAACACAACCAUGAAAGUUGCCAAAUAUAUUCCUGCGCCAGUUUUCCAGCUCUGGCAUCACAUCCCACGCCUUUUCUUGUCCCAGGACGGGUCUGCCACCGCAACGAGCGGGGAAGCGAUAGCUAAAUUCUCUGCCAUGUUUUCUUCUGGCGCCGCUGAGGAAAGGGACAAGAAUCGCCGUUAUAUCGAAGAUAAUUACGGGCUCAGCAUGGACCAGCAAAAUGAGAUUUCUGCCGCGAUGAUGCAAUUCAUGUUCAAAGAGAAUGCAGCUGGAUCUGACAGUGAGGCAAUGCAGUGUUUACGAAAGAGUCCUAGCACAUGGGGUAAUUGCGAAGACUACAAUCUCUUUGUGAGGGACUUGGUCGAAAGAGAAAGAGAAAGAGAUCGAGCGGGAGUACCGUUAAAGGUUAAUGCGUAUUUUGCUGAGGAAGAUAGUAUGAUUGGGAAGCAAGGACAAGCAUAUUUCGAAAAGUGCUGGCAGCAAGAGGGACUUGGCGGGUUGGGAGAUGUUCUGACAUUCGAGUCGACAACAAUUCCGGGUUCGGAUCACGAUAGCUUGGUACAGUCUGCGGAGGUAUGGGAAAGGAUUCUGGGAGAGAUGAAAGAAACAGCAGACAGUGAAUGA
Molecule: messenger RNA, 1119 nt
Organism: Penicillium soppii
Lineage: Eukaryota; Fungi; Ascomycota; Eurotiomycetes; Eurotiales; Aspergillaceae
Product: alpha/beta fold hydrolase
Exons: 3
Coding region: 1-1119 (372 amino acids)
Source: RefSeq, a predicted model, not a curated record